Parasteatoda tepidariorum (common house spider) is the source of this 566-nucleotide messenger RNA. RefSeq names its product large ribosomal subunit protein eL34. Gene Ontology annotation, cellular component: ribosome. Gene Ontology annotation, biological process: translation. NCBI's taxonomy places the organism in Eukaryota, Metazoa, Arthropoda, Arachnida, Araneae, Theridiidae. Gene Ontology annotation, molecular function: structural constituent of ribosome. The record is from RefSeq and is a predicted model, not a curated record.
UUUUAAACAGUAAACCUUCAGUAAAAUUACAACUUUAUAAAACUAGAAUUAUAUUUAUAAUGGCAUUAAGGUAUUGAAUGAAUACAAAAAGUGUUAUUUACACGUGUUGGAUGCGAGAAAUUUCUUGUAAUCAAAAUUUUAAGAGCCGCGGGACUAAUUAGGGAAUAAUGGUUCAGCGAUUAACAUACCGUAGACGUUUGUGUUACAAUACACAGUCUAAUCGAGUGAAAAUCUCUAAGACUCCUGGUGGUAGACUGGUGUAUUUAUAUCCUGGUAAACCUGGUAAAAUACCUAGAUGUGGUGAUUGUCACUUGAAGCUUCGUGGGAUCACUCAUGCUAGACCUAGAGAACUCUCAGCCUUGUCUAAAAGACACAAGACAGUAACUCGAACUUAUGGAGGAUCAAGAUGUGGCAAGUGUGUAAGGAGUAGAAUUAUUCGAGCUUUCCUUAUUGAAGAACAGAAAAUAGUUGCCAAAGUUUUAAAGGCUCAGCAAUUAGCUUCCAAACCAACAAAAUAAACUGUAUUUAAAUCAAUAAAUAAAAAUGAUUUCACUUUUUUGUUUUUA